Molecule: messenger RNA, 525 nt
Organism: Prorocentrum cordatum
Lineage: Eukaryota; Dinophyceae; Prorocentrales; Prorocentraceae
Source: the annotation of a GenBank genome assembly
AUGUGGCUGGCGGGCAACGGGAGCUUGUGCUACCACAGCCUCAAGGCGGACAAGCAGCUGAUUCUGAUCGACGGUCACCAUCUGGCCACCGCAGAAGUGUCGCUUUUUAGCGGGGGGGCCUACGAUCCUGCCAUCGAAAUCAAGGUCGCAGCGGACCAGGACGCGCACGAGCACGAGGACCUUUUCUUCGGGUGCGCGUCCCAGGGAGACUACGAGGCUUGGAUAAGGGCCUUCGAGUCGGCACGGUACAUGGCGGUGAAGACCAUGAAUUUGGGCCACACCAUGGCGGGGGAGCUGCACAAGUUCCGCCUGGCCGUCAAGAACAGGCGGAUCAAGGUGAACGAGAAGGACAGCGGCGACCACGUGCCAGUGUUCAAGUCGAAGCUGUGGAAACUCAAGGCCGACACUGACAAGGCGAAAGAGCAGAAUUGGUUCGAGCGGGAAAUGUGGAUAUCACAGAACGGCACGUUGGUGUAUUUCAGCUUGAAAGAGGAUAGACAGGGAGCUCGUCUACUACACCCAUGA